Adineta ricciae is the source of this 2946-nucleotide messenger RNA. The record is from the annotation of a GenBank genome assembly. Lineage: Eukaryota; Metazoa; Rotifera; Eurotatoria; Adinetida; Adinetidae.
AUGCCUGCUAAAAAGACUCGAUUUACGACUCUUGAUCUAAAGGCAUGCAUUGCCGCUGUUCGAAAACGUUUUCUUGGCGUUCGAGUUGUGAAUAUUUAUGAUGUUGAUAAUAAGACGUAUCUGAUCAAAUUUUCGAAACCGGAUGAUAAAGGUGUGCUACUGAUUGAAUCAGCUAUUCGAAUUCAUACAACGGAAUUCGACUGGCCUAAAGGAUUGAUUCCGUCAGGUUUCGCGAUGAAACUUCGGAAACAUCUCAAAUCUCGUCGGUUAGAAUCGAUUGAACAAUUGGGUAUCGAUCGUAUUGUUGAUUUACAAUUCGGUAGUGGCGAAGCAGCGUAUCAUCUUAUUGUCGAACUUUACGAUAAAGGAAAUAUCAUUUUAACCGAUUACAACUACAUGAUUUUAUCGUUGAUCCGGAGACGAACAGAUGCAACAACAGAAGAAAAGUUUGCCGUUAAUGAGAAAUAUCCGAUUGAAACUGUCAAGCAACCGGAAGAUUUAAUUUCAUUGGAAAAAUUGAUUGAACUUCUAAGUAACGCACCAGCAAAUGAAUCGAUCAAGAAACUACUCAAUCCAAUCUUACCGUUCGGAUCCGCUGUACUUGAUGAAUGUUUACUAAAAGCAGGACUAAAUGCUGAUAAUAGUACGACAGGCAAGACAUUAAGCAUUGAACAGGAUGUUCCGAAGUUACAUGCGCAGUUGGUAGAAGCAUUGAAUUACUUAACACGAGCAGAUACUGGUGAAUGUAAAGGUUAUAUCACUUAUCGAGAAGAAGGUUCAUCGGCGCGUGUCAGCUAUGAAGAAUUUCAUCCAUUCUUAUUUAAACAAUUCGAAUCGAAGCAAUAUUUAGAGUUACCAACAUUCGAUCGAGCUGUUGAUGAGUUCUUUUCUAAACUUGAAGCACAACGGUUGGAUGGACAGAUCGUACAAAAAGAAAAAGAGGCAUUAAAAAAGCUUGAUAAUGUCAAAAAGGAUCAUCAGAAACGUCUGGAUGAAUUAAAAGCUGUUCAGGAUGAAGAUGUUCGACGAGCAUAUCUCAUAGAAAUGAACGCUGAUCUCGUUACUCGGGCAAUGACAGCAAUCAAUACUGCAGUAGCCAACCAAAUGAGUUGGCCAGAAAUUGAAGAACUAGUCGACGAAGCCAAGCAGUCUGGUGAUCCAACUGCACGUGCUAUUCUAACGAUUAAAUUCGAUAUCAAUCACAUAACAUUACUUCUUCGAGACCCAUUUGCCGAUGAAAACGACAAGUCUUCUCUUGCACCGGUUAGAGUUGACGUUGAUCUUUCGUUGACUGCUUUUGCGAAUGCUAAACGAUAUUUUGAACAUAAAAAACAAUCGUCACAGAAACAUCAACGAACCAUCGAAGCAGGAGAGAAAGCUAUUAAAUCCGCAUCGAAACGUACAAAUGAAUUACUUAAAGAAGUCGAACGCGUCGCUACUGUAACAAAAGCACGAAAAGUUUACUGGUUUGAAAAAUUCUACUGGUUCAUUAGUUCCGAUAACUACAUUGUCUUGGGCGGUCGCGAUCAACAGCAAAAUGAACUAUUAGUGAAACGUCAUUUACGUCCAGGUGAUCUAUACGUUCACGCCGAUUUACAUGGUGCGACAAGCGUUGUGAUUAAAAAUCCAACAGGGAAUGACGUACCGCCACGAACAUUACAGGAAGCUGGUAUUUUAGCGUGUUGCCACAGUGCAGCAUGGGAGGCGAAAGUGCCAGCUCCGGCUUACUGGGUAAAACAUGAUCAAGUUUCGAAAAGUGCACCAACUGGAGAAUAUAUUACAACGGGUGCUUUUAUGAUUCGAGGAAAACGAAAUUAUCUUCCGAGCACGCCGUUGAAUUUUGGAUUUGCUCUUCUAUUCAAAUUUGAUGAAAGUGACCAAGCGGCGAUUGAUCGACAUAGCGAUGAACGAAAGCCAAAGAGUGUUCUAGAUGAACAGGACUUGAAACAAGCAGCAAUUAUUGAAAAGCAAGAAUCGGCCGAGGAAACUCCGUUAGAAGUAUCUGAUGAUGAUGAUGAAAACGAAGAGACUAAACCUGACGAACAACAAGAAUCGCAGCAACAGCAAGAAACGAUUGUUGAAGAAACGGAAGAACCCGUUGCGAAUGUUCCUACACCUGCAGCUGAAGAUCCACCUUCCUCUUCGUCUUCGUCUGAUGAGGAUGAAGAACAAGAGGCCUCCGCAUAUCCUGAUACUCAAGUCACAUACAACGAAGAAAAACCAAUUCAAUCCAAUACUAAUGAACAGAAACAAGUUGGACGUCACCAGCCACAACAGAAACAGCAACAGCAACCGAAAAAACAAUCGAAUGAAAAUCAACCGUUGAAACGUGGUCAACGAGCACGUUUGAAGAAGAUCAAAGAGAAAUAUAAGGAUCAAGACGAAGAAGAUCGACAAGUUCGAAUGCAACUAUUGGGUUCAGCCGGUAAUGAAGCCAAAAAGAAACAACAAGAGCAACAGCAGCAAAAGCAACAACAAAAAGCAAAUAACAAAGACAAUAAGAAAAGGCCUGACUCAACUAAAAGUCGACCACAAUCAGCUGCCACUCCAGCAGCAGCAGCAGCGGCAGCAGCUAUUGAUGAUGAUGAAACUGAACAGCAUCAAGAAGACGAAGAAGAAAAGGCUAAACGAUUGUCUGAAGAUGCUCGUUUACUUUUUACAUUAACCGGUCAACCGACAUCUGACGAUCCAUUGACAAAUGUCAUUGGUGUUUGCGCACCGUGGGUCGCAUUAAAUAAUUACAAAUAUAAAGUGAAAAUCCUACCAGGAGGUGCUGCUAAAAAAGGCAAAAAUGUUCAAGCGGCUUUGAAAUUUUUCGCAAUGGAUCGCACAGCAAGCCAGUUAGAAAAGGAUCUUAUUAAAACAGUGAAAGAUCAAGAAGUGACGCGUAAUUUACCGAGUGGAAAAGUGAAAUUUGUGUUACCAUCUUAUAUUAAAUUGAAAUAA